Molecule: messenger RNA, 1568 nt
Organism: Balaenoptera ricei (Rice's whale)
Lineage: Eukaryota; Metazoa; Chordata; Mammalia; Artiodactyla; Balaenopteridae
Gene: OXGR1
Product: oxoglutarate receptor 1
Exons: 2
Coding region: 131-1144 (337 amino acids)
Biological process (GO): G protein-coupled receptor signaling pathway
Cellular component (GO): plasma membrane
Molecular function (GO): G protein-coupled receptor activity
Source: RefSeq, a predicted model, not a curated record
GCCGCGCUCCGACGGCCACUCGGGGCGCACGGCGGCCGGCGCCUGGGGUGCCAGCAGCGAGGUACUUUCUCUCGAUUCGUAUCGCCAAACUGCACUCUCUUGUUUUCUUGCAAAAUGAAAGGAGACAACCAUGAAUGAGCCACUAGAUGAUUUUGCAAAUGCUUCUGAUUUCCCCAAUUAUGCAGCUGCUCUUGGAAAUUGCACUGAUGAAAAGAUCCCUCUCAAGACGCACUACCUCCCUGUUAUUUAUAGCAUAAUCUUCCUGGUGGGCUUUCCCGGGAACGCAAUAGCAAUUUCCACGUACAUCUUCAAGAUGCGGCCCUGGAGAAGCAGCACCAUCAUCAUGCUGAACCUGGCCUGCACGGACCUGCUGUACCUCACCAGCCUGCCUUUCCUGAUUCACUACUACGCCAGCGGAGAAAACUGGAUCUUUGGGGAUUUCAUGUGCAAGUUUAUCCGCUUCGGCUUCCACUUUAACCUGUAUAGCAGCAUCCUGUUUCUCACCUGUUUCAGCAUCUUCCGCUACUUUGUCAUUAUUCACCCGAUGAGCUGCUUUUCCAUCCAUAAAACUCGAUGGGCCGUGGUGGCCUGUGGGGUGGUGUGGAUCAUUUCACUGGUGGCCGUCAUUCCCAUAACCUUUCUGAUCACAUCAACCACCAGGACCAACAGAUCCGCCUGCCUUGACCUCACCAGUUCAGAUGACCUCACGACCAUCAAAUGGUACAAUCUAAUUUUGACCGCGACCACCUUCUGCCUCCCCUUGGUGAUCGUGACGCUUUGCUAUACGAUGAUUAUCUACACCCUAACACAAGGACCGCAGACGCACAGCUGCCUUAAGCAGAAAGCUCGAAGACUAGCCAUUUUGCUGCUCCUCGUGUUUUAUAUAUGCUUUCUGCCUUUCCAUAUCUUGAGGGUCAUUCGGAUUGAAUCUCGCCUGCUUUCCAUCAGCUGCUCCAUUGAGAAUCAGAUCCAUGAGGCGUACAUCGUUUCUAGACCACUGGCUGCCCUGAACACCUUUGGCAACCUGUUACUGUAUGUGGUGGUCAGCAACAAUUUCCAGCAGGCCGUCUGCUCGAUGGUGAGAUGCAAAGCAGGUGGGGACCUAGAGCAAGGAAAGAAAGUCAGUCACUCAAACAACCCUUGAAACGUUUCACAUACUCAGCCAAAAAAGAAAUGCUGGUAUUUUACCUGUAACUUCUAAGAAGUCCAGACUAUCUCCCUUGGUGGAACUCUUAGUACAUAUUGUGCACUCAGGUAAUGAUGUGCCAGAGCCAGGGCAGGGCUGCUGCGAGGUCUUUGCAACCUGUCUAUUGAGAUCCUCCCUUGGGUAGAUAUAAGAAUGGGAUACAUGCGUAUCAGUAAAGUAUUCAGGUGCAGAAUUGGAACUCUGGGAACUCAAGGCCCUCUGGGAGGAAAUCUAGUCUCACCAACUUUAUAUAUAUAAAUUUAUAAAAUUAUAUAUAUGUAUAUAUAUAUAUGUAUAUAUAUAUAUAUUAAUUGAUGUUCACCUACUUGCCGUAAAUCUCUCAGUUUUUAAUGCCACGACAAGAGAAAGCAAAUCUUUUCAU